This is a messenger RNA of Stegodyphus dumicola, 2923 nucleotides long. RefSeq names its product solute carrier family 25 member 32-like. The record is from RefSeq and is a predicted model, not a curated record. Lineage: Eukaryota; Metazoa; Arthropoda; Arachnida; Araneae; Eresidae. Gene Ontology annotation, biological process: transmembrane transport; nucleotide transport.
UCGACAAUGUGGCAACCUCUCAUCGCGGUUCUCGAAAAGUGAUGCAAUCGUUGUUAUAUUUACUUUGAGUGAAUGGAUUAUCAGUAUUAGCUUAAGAAUAACAUAUUAAAUUUUUGUGGUUAUGCGUUGUUUUAUGGUUACUCAGGCGAAAAGAAAUCCGCCAAACCAUUUUUUUACUCACAUUAAAUAUGAGCAUCUCUUAGCGGGAAUUAGUGGCGGCGUUACCUCGACUUUAGUUCUUCAUCCAUUGGAUUUAUUGAAAAUAAGAUUUGCUGUUAAUGAUGGUCAGCUCUUAACUAGACCCAACUACCAUGGACUGGGAAAUGCUGUUUCUACAAUAAUCAAAGAAGAAGGCAUUCGAGGUUUGUACAGAGGUGUUACACCAAAUUGCUGGGGUGCUGGUGCAUCAUGGGGCUUCUAUUUCCUUUUUUACAAUGCAAUCAAAACUUGGAUGUUAGAUGGCAAUACUAAGAAGACUUUAAGUGCUGGAAGUCAUAUGUUAGCAGCUGCUGAAGCAGGUGUAAUUACACUUUUUAUUACUAAUCCAAUAUGGGUGGUCAAAACAAGAAUGUGUUUACAGUAUUCUACAACUGUAGGCUUGCCACCAUCCAAACAUUAUACUGGGAUGCUAGAUGCUCUAGUGAAAGUAUAUAGACAUGAGGGUAUUCCCGGCAUGUAUAAGGGUCUUGUCCCUGGAAUGUUUGGGGUUUCUCAUGGAGCUCUACAGUUUAUGGCUUAUGAAGAAAUGAAAAAGAAGUAUAUAAGCUAUUAUCAACUACCAGUUGAUGAUAAAUUAGGUACAAAUCAGUACUUAUCAUUUGCUGCAUUGUCUAAACUGUUUGCUGCUAGUGUUACUUAUCCAUAUCAAGUCAUAAGAGCAAGGCUGCAAGAUCAGUAUAAGGAAUAUUCAGGAGUACUUGAAGUUAUCAAAAAGACCUGGAGGUAUGAAAGUCUUAAAGGUUACUACAAAGGACUUGUGCCAAACUUGCUGAAAGUAACUCCUGCAACAGCUGUAACAUUUGUUGUUUAUGAGAAUGUUGCUAAAGUCUUGUUAAAAGGAAAAGAUUCAUUAAAGACAUAAACUGAUUUAUGUAAUAAGAUUCAUAGAAGCACAAUUACUAAUAUCUAAUUAGUUUGCAAAUAAAAAAAAAAAUUAGUUUCAGAUUUUUGUCAUGCUUUCAGAUAUCUAUUACAUAAUUAUCCAUUGUUAUGCAAAAUAAUACAGAAUAUAGUUCAUUAUUUAAUUCUUUUUACAAGUUUUAUUUAUUUUAAACCUUAAGUUUAUUUUAAAUAUUUGUUAUCUGAUUCCAAGUAUUUUUAGAUUAUUGAAAAUGUUUUGUAGAUUGUACAAUAUGUCCCAAAUAAAAUGCAGUUUAAUUUUACCAUGUAUUUAUUGCAGUACAUUAUUAGACUAGCUGUUAUGCUUGCAAUUUGGAUGCUAUUCUGUUUUCCGCAGUUCUUGUAAAAUAUUCAACAUGAUACUUCUUGCACUUAUCAUUGAGCAUUAUUUCACUUUUCAAUCUCAUAAAACUGUUUGUGAAAGCUAGUUGUUAAGUAUUUGGUGAAUACAUUGUGAUGUGAAUGUAUCAAGAAAUUUUUUCACCCAAAAUCUGAUUGUUUUAUUAAAAUGUGUGGUGGGUAGCGUUCAUACCCGAGGACAAAUAUCUAGAAUCGACCGCUUGCAGGAGACUUGAUAUCUGAUCUAAGGAGUGAGCGUCGGAACCUGGCCCAUAGGAUGAAUAUCUGGAACUGACCAUUUGCUAGAGGGAAAGGCAGGAGACCCGAUGUUCGACCGAAGAGCAGGGAUUGAGGAAAUGAAGACAGACACAUCAGCCGAAGGACCUCCGACCCAGGUCCAUAUUCUAGAGGACCCAUACAGAGUUUGGAAUAUUCCCAUCGUCUGUGGGACCUCGUCCUCGCAGGCGCAACCCCCGCAGUCCCCGCCCAACAUUUACAAAGCAUUGGGCAGAACUAAAUCGUUGCAAAAUCAAAAAUUCUGUCACCUUGCCUCUGGGCACCACUCCAUCGGCAAAAAUUCCAUUGCUUGUGGGUGCUUUGUCCACUCUGUCAGUCCCCGCCAUGAGAACUGAAUGGGGUCAAAUAGCCGAGGACUCAGUCGAUGAUCUCCGAUAUAGCUCCAUCACAGCCGAAGGAACAAACACGACAGUACCAGUAUGGUCCCUGCCAAGACAACCCAACUCAACCUGAGUACAACACUCAGGUUCUAGUUCUGUGAAGUCAAAUUAUAUACCCCGUGGUUGAGACUGCCUAAGUACAGAUCCUAACCAGUACUUCCCAGGUGUUUGCCUGAUUCAACCCCCAAGGGGGGAGGAAAUGGAGACAGGGAAACCUGCUCUCAUCUCCCUCAGUUCAGCAUCGGCCUCCUCGUGCCACCCACUGGUAACUGUCAGCUGGGGUUUCGGCCUUCGCUGGGAUAGCCUAACAAUGCUGGACAACCCAUCCCUUGGGAUCAACUGGUAGGAAUUUCCAGAACCAACCAUUUUUGGGAGGAGACCCAGGGUUCUUCCAGACCACUGGGUGGACUUUUGUUGUGAUAGCUUCAGUUCCUUGGGUAUAUAAUCAGUCUUCAUAGUGACUAGAACCAUUGUUUAUAUGGUGGUAGGUGCAGGCUUGGCAGGGAUCGUACUGGUACUGUAUUGUCUGUAACCUUGGAUGUGGGGACGCUGCAAGUAGAUAUUAAGGGCUGUUCGGGGAAGACAUUGGCCCCUGGUCAGGGCUCGGCGAUGGAUGAUGGCAACAUGUAAAGUCCCCGUGAGCUGAUCGGAGGGUGUGGUUCCCCUCCGGACAGUCUCCGAAGGCAGGAUUUUUAUAACUAUGUAAGGCAGCUCAAACGAAGCAGCCAGGUAAUGGAUAUCCACUUUUGGUGAACUGUAUUAAAAUGUGUAUGUAAUAAUAAUAAAAU